This is a messenger RNA of Equus caballus (horse), 5877 nucleotides long. NCBI's taxonomy places the organism in Eukaryota, Metazoa, Chordata, Mammalia, Perissodactyla, Equidae. The record is from RefSeq and is a predicted model, not a curated record.
AAAGGAGGAGGUGUCAGUGCGGAGAUGGGACUACAGCUCCCCCUCUCCUGGGUUGGGUGCAUUCUCAGCUCCUCCCCAGACGUUCCACCUGAGCAUGUUGUGUCAACAGCAGUGGUGUCUGCGCUGUUUGUGUGGUGACAAGACAGACAGCUUGGGUUAAACACCUCGCCUGGUGGAGAGGCCCAGGACUCGGCCUUGCUGUCAGGAGAGGUUCCUCCCUUUUUCUCCGUUGCCCAGGAACUCUGGCCUUUCAGCUGUUCAUUCUUGAGACUUCUCUGGGUCUUUCUACCCCGUGACCUUUAAUUGCAUAACAGCAAGGAGAGGUGAAGACUGUGUUAUCACUUUAUUUAGUUCCAGGGUUUUUCUGGAAAUACCUCCAGCUGCUGCUAUUUGCCCAGCCAAGCAUGGCCUCGCCACCUUUCCAAGGCUCAGUACCCCUCCUGUCUUGUGUCUGUUCUCUCAGCCUCUGCCCUCCUCCCAUGUCCUGGUGGAUCUCCUGGGUGGACCACCAUCCUUUUCUCCCGGGUUUUUCAUGUUCUGUCCCCUUCUCCCAGUAUUUUUCUGUCACCCUUGCUUGUCUCUCUCUCCUCCCUUUCUUUGUUUCCCAUUCUCUCUGCUUAGAGCCAAGGAGGGAGGGAAGCUGAGAUCCGUCGUGGUGUGGGAGGAGGAGGAGCCCAGUCUUCCUUUCCCCAGCCCUCCCACACCUCCUUUCCUAGCCCGUAUGCUGAGGUGCGGAGGUGAGACUAGAGGCCCAGGGGCUGCAGUGCCUCUUCCUGCGUUUCAGUCACGCUCCUGCUGUUACCCAGGGCUCUCCUUACUGCUUGGUGCCUGGGCCCGGGACCUCCCUGCAGUUCCGCCUCCCAGUCACUCUGUCCGACGUGGACUCCAGCCAGCUCACUGGCCAGGGCAGGACGACCAACCAGUCAGAGAAGUUACACAGGGUCAGCCUCCGACCCCAGGGCAGCAAAACCAAGAGUUCCCUAGGCACAGACGGAGACCAGGACUGCAGCUGCCUCUCUUGGCAGGGAACAGCCGUAGUGCCGCCUCCAAAGGGCCCCCUCUCUCCAGGCGAGAGGCGAAGAAUGGAAAAAUCCCUGGGCUGACAGAAAAUGUCUAAAUGACUGGGCUGUCUUCCUCCUGCCCGGGCCCUGCACGGCCCUGCCUGGUGGUCACAAAUCUGAACCCCACCACAAGCACAUCAUGGGGGCGGAGGGACUCACCCAGGCUCCCACUAGGCUUCUGACCAAGUCCUACCAUUCCCUUGGCCAACACUGUGACCAUGCUCUGCAGACAACAGUCUCUGGCUCGGCCCCAGCCUGCAGCAGGUCACCUCCUGCUGCCCCUGUGGGUGAAGAAGCAGGAGCCAGGCCCCAGGACCUCGGAAGCUCUGUUCCCUCCACAUUGGAGCCUGCACCAUGGUGGUGGGGCGGGGGAGGGGCUGCUGAAGGAAGGAGAUGGCACUGUUCCUGCAGAUGGGGAGGGAGGGCACGGGGAACAGCCCAGCCGUAGCACCCCAGGCUCCUCCGGUAAGUUCCUCUCCCUGGUAACAAGAUUCUUCCAUGGGGACUUAGAAUGUGCAGAGCCCAUCCAUGGCUGCCCUGCACCUGGCAGGGGGGUGCACAGGUGGACUCCUCAGGUUGGGGGAGGUGUUCUCACCCAGCCAAGCUGAGGUUCUGCCACUUCCUGUCCCUGGGGAGCAACUCCAGUUACCAGGGCAACAGGCUAAAAUAAAUCUUGUCUGGGUAAGGCCAAGGGUAGUGUCGUUGCUAGGGCGACUGAUUAGGCCAGUUGUUUGGCUCCAGGCUUUUCCUGGUACCCAGCAGGCUAAAUCGCCUGGCACUGAUUACCAGCCCACUCUACCGCUGUCGCCUGCCCAGAGCCCAGGCACUCAGGUGCCUGCCGCUUCCUGCUUUAUCUUUGCCCAGCACUUAGGGGCUCAAUGACACAAGGUAGUUUGGAGCUGGUCUCUGUGACAGCAGCUGUGAUUUUACAAGGACUGAGGUGCUGUAAAGUGGCCUGGUUGAUGGGGAGCAGGAAGGAAUAGGUAAGAGACCCUCCUGUGGGUAGCUUCAAAUCAAGCCUGGGGAGUAAGGCUCCAGGCCAGGAGCACGGCAGGCUCCCUGUGGGUGCCCAACUCCUUGAGGCAGUGCCAAGGCUGGGAAGGUCUUUUGUGUUCCUGCCACUGUGCACAGGGUGCAUAUGUCAAGGCCACACUGGAGGCUAUGGCCUUGAACACACUUGUUUUGGUGGCCACUUAUUGAUCCAUCACAUACCUGCCUCUCCCUGGCCAACACCCACCAGUGGUGGUGGCUGCCACUGGCCCCAGUGCACCACCUGAGCCCAGCACCUCUCCUGUACGUUGGGGGGACUUUGGCUGACCAGGAGGCACCUGGAGUGGGCUCUGGGCACCGCCUGCCUGCUAGCCAGAUGCCCAUCCUCACUAGUUGGCUCCCUGCACUCUCAACAUGACCCUUGUAAAGAUGUUCAAGGAUCCUAGUUUCCAUGCACAUGGCACAACUGGCUUCUGCAGGAUUCCAGCUCACAGAGGAGCCCCUUCCUCCCAGGGCUGGGAAGUGGAGGGGCACAGGUGGGAGGCCUUGCCCUGCCUGCUCAGGUGGCCCUGGCCCUUGGACCAGUCUGAGAAGAGAGGCAGCUUCCCUUGCUUCGGUGCUCUUGUUCUAUCUCCUUCCUUACCCUAAAGGUGCUCCAUCUUUAAUAGGGGCCACGAUUGCCCUCCUCACCGCCCAACCCUCAGCUCCCUCCUGUAGAUAUCUUACUUGCCAUGAAAGUGAUAUCACAAGGUCCUCUAAGGCCCCCACCCUUGUGUCAACUGCUGGUUUGUCUUGCAGGGUGUGCACUGACCAGCGCCAUCACCCCCAGCAUGAGUCGGUGGUCCUUGCAAGGAUCAGAAGUAGGGUGUAAAAUGUCUGAAUCCCAGCCCCAUCUCAAACCACUCAGAAUGCAAGGGGCAAAGGGUAUCUCCGCCAGAGAGUCUGCACUUCUGUGAUGAGAGCCUUCCACAGGCCCAUGCAUUUUUGGACAGUGGUGGUGAGGAGGGGCUGAGGGCAAUGGGGCAGCAAGAGGGACAUGCCCUGAGAGAUGGUCUUUUCCUCCACAGGAUCUCCUUCAGCGGCCACUUGACUGGGAUUCUGGUGGGACUGGUCUGUGCACAGGGACCAAUCCAGAAGUUAACCUAUCCCAAGACACGGCCUAUCACCCCAAACCCACAGAGAAACAACCUCCAGCUUGUCUGACAGCGCACAGCCCUAUGCUUGAGGAGCCCGGCUCUUAGGGUUACUUGGGAAGGAAGAGUACAGAACCAUUCCUAGGUGGGAAGGGGCGACCCAGGUGCCGGACGCCUAGAGCCCGAGUGGAGAGUGGCAGGAGCUGGAAUGGGCUGCUGCUGGAAGGGUGGCCCGGCUUAGCCUCCCACUAAUGGCCAGGACUGUGGACGCCGCCAGUGCGGUCACCUCGGACACAGUUGCAUUCACAUUCACCUCACAUCGUCGCUUUCUCGGCAGUCAGCUCAGACCAGUGGAGACGCCCCCACACUCCCCGCCCCUGCGAAAGCCCAGUGCGAGGGGGUGGGGUGGGGCGGAGGCUGCCUCCCCUAGACUUUCCAGCUCCAACUCCACUCCCACGGCCCGGCGUCCAGAGCCCGGGGCGCGCGAGGGUUAACCUCGCGGGGGUGGGGACUCCGGAGCAGUCGGCUCGGCAGAGCGAGGGAGGGGAAAGGAGGCGACGGGAGGCGCGCGGAGCCGGCUGGGGUCGAGCCUCGGAGUAUUAGAGGCCGUUGGAGCCCCGGGUAUCGCAGGCCACCGGGCAGCCUCUGGGGCACACGCUGCGCGCAGCAAGGGGCCACUGCAAGCCCCCUGCCCCAAACUUCAAGUCGGAAGCAGGGGACAGACGCUGGGCAUCAAGACUUGUCUGGACGCCCCCGUCCCUGGGAGCACCACCUCCACCCCACGUCUGCGGGUCUUUUCCCAGCCGUCUCCGUCCCUCCUCCGACCACUUUACUGCCUUUGGCCGGGGAUGAAGCCCGGAGACGGUGGCCCCACGGCGACCCCGGAGUCCGAGUCCGCCGACGCGCCCCCCGGUCCGCCGCGGCCCUCGGCCUGGCCCGAUGACGUGCGGCUCUGCGGCCACCUGCGGAAGCAGAAGUCCCAGCGCCGCCGCUUCUUCGUGCUCCGCGCGGACCCGCCGCGCCUCGAGUGCUACGAGAGCGAGAAGUUGUUCCGCGCCGGCCGAGCGCCGCCCAAGCUCAGCGUGAGCCUGGCGGGCGCGUGCACCAUCAGCAAGCGCGUGGACGCGCGCCACCGCCACCUGAUCGUCCUCUACACGCGCGACCGCAGCCUGGGCGUGGCGGCGGCCAGCGAGGCGGAGCAACAGGCGUGGUACAGCGCCCUGCUCCAGGCGCGCGCCGCCGCCGGUCCUAGUUCCCAAGAGGCCCCCGGGACCUGGAUCCUCGCUCCGUUUCAGGACGUCUGGCCCGUGACGCUGCGGCCCAAGGGGCUGGGGCGGACACGAGGCCUGGGCAGUGGCGGCUACCGCCUGUGCCUGGGUUCUGGGGUACUGAGCCUGCUGCGGAAGCCCAGGGGUAGAGGCUCCGGGGACACCCAGGCAUGGCCGCCGCCGGCCCUCCGCCUGUCCUUGCUCAGUGUGCGCCGCUGCGGCCACGCAGACUCUUUCUUCUUCCUGGAGCUCGGUCGCUCAGCGCCCACGGGUCCCGGGGAGCUGUGGCUACAGGCGCCCGAUGGUGUGGUGGCCCAAAGCAUUCACGAGACCGUUCUGGCCGCCAUGAAGAGACUCGGGGACGGCGUUACCGGUGGUAGGGCUGAGCCACUGCCAAGGGAUCCCCCGACAAGCGCCCCCGGGUUCUCUGUCCCCCAACCUUAUGAGACCCCGGCCUCCGCGGCCCAAUCAAUCAGUCUGAGCCGUCCGGGUUGCCUGGGUGAGAGGAGCGAGCAAGCAACCCUCAAGACCCUGGUGACGCUGGGGGCAGUAGCCUCGUACCCCCAGGGGUUGGAGCAAGGCGGGGGUUACAUAACCAUGGGAGCCAGGAGUGACUAUGAGCCCAUGGGGGGCGGCGAUGCAGGCGGUUACAUGGUGAUGGCGCCCCCGGGCCUUCCGGCAGCCGCCAGCACCGCUCCUCGCCAGCCACUCCAGGACUCGGGGGGCACUGAAUACGUGCCCAUGAGCCGCUUUGCACCAGGGUCCUUUUCCUCGAGCUCCCUGCCCGGUUUCUACAAGCCCGGGGCCGGGGAGCCUGGACUCGGGCUCCGAGGCCCCCGUCUCUGCGUCGGGGACAGCUGGGGACCGGCGGGAGCUCACCCCUGCUUGCAGGCGCCGUCCGAGCUAGCCGGGGAGUACGUGUGCAUCGAGUACGUGGCCCCGGACUACGUAGGAAUGGGCACUACCGUACCGCAGCCGCCCGACGGCCGCCUCAACUACAUCGACCUGGACCUGGUCCCUCCUCUGCGGGCGCGAGGCGACACCCCCGGGGCCAGCACUCACCGCCCGCACAGCUACGCGAGCAUCGAGUUCCAGAACCUUGGCGAGGCGCGGGGUUCCUGCAGCAUUGCUCCAGAGUCUCAGCCAAAGAACUAACCCAGCCCCAGAGCCUAACUCCCGGGGCACAGCACAAGUUGGAUGAAAGCACCAGGUAUCUUAUCCCUAGUGCCCCCCAAAAAGUGAAGUGCCACCCCCUUACUCCCUAGUUUGCCUCUCCCAAUGCCAGCCACGUGCUCACACCAUCCUCCCUUCUCCGGGACCCAGCAGAGCUCAUGGAGUACCUGCAUCCCACUAGUCUGGGGGACUGUACUCUGGACCCCCACCCUGGCCCCACCCCACAAUUAAAGGUUUCCUGCUUGGUCAAUC